Molecule: messenger RNA, 5137 nt
Organism: Rhipicephalus sanguineus (brown dog tick)
Lineage: Eukaryota; Metazoa; Arthropoda; Arachnida; Ixodida; Ixodidae
Product: nose resistant to fluoxetine protein 6
Exons: 15
Coding region: 26-2473 (815 amino acids)
Source: RefSeq, a predicted model, not a curated record
CCAGAAGAAGGACACCAUCGGCACGAUGCGCACCAACGCCACAGCAACUCAGCACCGCUCGCCUCAUCCCGGCCUCCUCCGGGCGCCCGGAUUGCUCCGAGUCGUCCAGAUGCCGUCGAUGCUCCUGCUACUCCUGGCGGCCGCGUUCAUGGCCCACACCGCGGUUGCAGACCCUUCCAUCGGCGACGUCAUCGGUCAGAUCAGAGAGAGAGCAGCCGCCACCACGGAGGACGCUGGCACGACGACUCCCGCGCCGCCCAACAAGACCAGGAACGAGCGGAUACUGGAGCAGUGGUCCAAGUUCGAACUUAACCUGCAGGACCUGGUGGAUAGCGUGAUCAGGAAGGUGCUGCCGACGGUGAUACGGCGCAGCUCCGAGCUGGAGGUGUCUCCGGACUGCCGUGACGCCCUGCUCAAGGUGGUCUUCGGCAUACGCCAACUCAAGCGAUGGGCCUUCCAAUUCUUGGAUGCGGCGGGCAAGCCUGCGGGUGGCAUCCUGACGGGCACGCUGACGGCCUUCGGCUCGUACGACCAAUGCGUGGCCAUCGAGGCCCGAGACUCGCCGGCGGAGGAGCCCCGGUUCACGGGCCGCUACUGCACGGUCGAGCUGCGGCCGCCCAUACCGAAGCGGCCGCGCUACUACACGCUUCACGACCAGGUCCAGCUCUUCAACAACAUCACCAGAACCAAGGUGACGGGUGAAAUCGCGGAGAAGAUGCACUUCUUCUACUUCCUCGUGUACCGCUACGGAGUGUGCGUGCCUUCCACCUGCCAACGGGAAGACGUCGAGACCAUCGCCGCAAGCCUCGUCAAGUCUGCAGAGUUUGAAGUCAAGGUUUCCAACUGCGAAGUCAAGGAGGACAACGCGAAACUGAACGGGGACCAGACAGCCAUCGUGACCUUGGUGUGCAUCCUGACGGCCAUAGCGCUAGCCUCGACUACAGUGGACUUGGUGAAAAGAGCCAUGCGGAAGCCUGAAAAGAAAGAGGCAGAAGCCGAGUCUCUCUUGUCCCGCUUCACGACGUCGUUCUCGAUGGUGCGUAGCCUGCGCAGCGUCUUCCGGCCCGAGACCAGCCUGGGCCCACUGAGCGCCCUGCACGGACUCCGUUCGCUGACGCUGCUGUGGUUCAUGCUGGGCCACAUCUUCCUUUUCGUCAACUACCAGUUCUUCCGAAAUCUGAUGAUCGCCGUGGGUUUUGCCAAGGACUUCUCCUUUCAGAUGGUCAUCAACUCGACGCUGGCCACGGACACAUUAAUCUUUCUCAACGGCUUCCUGUUCGGCUACCACGGCCUUGUGGACCACGAGUCGACCGGUAGACGGCGGCAGCCCAUCUUUAGCGUGCUUCACAAAGCGUUCAGGGCUGUAGUGGCGAUGCUGCUGGCAACCAUGGUCGCCAUCCUGCUUCCCGUCAUCGGGUCCGGCCCCAUGUGGAAGGAGACGAUGGACAGCGUGGCCCAGAACUGUCACGACAACUGGUGGCUCAACGUCCUCUUCGUCAACAACAUCUUCGUUGCGCCCCACGAAAGGUGUCUCGAGAUCACCUGGUACUUCGCAGUGCUCAUCCAGCUGUGCCUCGUCGGCAGCGUCGUCAUAUUCGUCCUGCAAAGGCGCUUCUUUUUGGGCGUGGUACUGAACGCCUCCCUAGUGGCCGUGGGCGUUAUCUCUAUGGGCGUGCUGACAGCCACCUACAAGCUGCCACCCACCGUUCUCUUCGCGCAGGCUGACAUCAACUCGCGACUCAUGAUGGAAGACAUCAUGUACCAAAAGCCCUGGGCUCACUUGGGCCCCUUCUGCAUCGGCAUCGGUCUCGCCUGCAUCGUCACGAGAAAGCCCGUUGUCACGCUCAACCCGAUCCUGCGAGCGUUGGGCUGGGUCUGCUCUUUCCUCUGCGCCGUGGCGGUGGUGUUCGGUGCGUACCGAUGGAACUGCGGCGACGGCGUGGACACCGCGCAGGCCGCGCUCUACGCAGCCGUGCACCGCUCCGUGUGGGCCUUCGCCGUGGCGUGGGUCGCCUUCGCCUGCGUCACCGGAAAAGCAUGGUUGGUGGGCGACUUCCUGUCCUGGCCGGCGUUCGGGCCCCUGAGUCGCAUGGCGCCGCUGGUGUUCCUGCUGCACCCGCUCGUGCAGAACAUCUUCACAGCCUACGUCCGAGAAAGGGUCCAGGCCGACCAGCUCAUGGCCCUCUUCCUGUUCUGUGGCCUGUUCGUGCUCGGCUACUUGGGCGCGGUGAUCUGCAGCGUGCUGGCCGACGCACCACUGCACUCCCUCGAGCAGCUGAUGUGCGAGCGCCUGGGCCUGAACGGCGCCGGUCGCGAAGGGUGCCCACGCCGCUUCCUCGAGGUGGCCAAGCCCGUGCUCAAGGCGCUGCCGCUGCCCAGUUGCACCAAGAUCACCAUACUGGGCGAGAAGGCUCAGCCGGCGGCGGCAGCGAGCACCGACGCGAACCGCCUGCCGCCAGAGUGUCGCCUCUAGGAAGCAAAGGACUCUGCACAGAACGAAGCACGGGUGGCGGCGGCGGGCAAUGCCUGUCGCACUCGUGCCUCUGCGCUUUCCAAGAGAUCUACGCGUUCGUCUGCUGCGCUAUCGAAGGUGACCGCGGGCGCCCCGCGAACAAAGGCGGGCCCCUAAAGUGGGCUCUGACGCCUUGUCCCCUUCCCCACUUUUGUUUUAUUGGCUGGAGGAGGCUUCAAAGUUCGCUCAUUUCAUUCGCUCCCGCGUCACCAGCCAUUUUGUCCAUAGCCGGCACGGCACGCUUUCAUAACGCCCUUGAUUGGUCAGGUUCGACGAACGCUGUCUACGGGCCUUCUCUUCAUUUGUCGUUCCAUAAGCAUCGAGCCGGCUCACAUCGCAGGUGGCUAUAGUUACGCAUAGUUCUGCUUUGUGCACUCGGCUGCUGCGAGUUCAUCUAUGUAUCCGCAUUGUGGGUUCAGGAACACCUCUGUGACGGUGUGGCACGCUGCUUGAGUUGGCUGCAUGAAGCACGCGAAGUUUCAAUGCUUCAUUUGCAACGGUCGAGCGCAGCAUAGCUGUUGGAUGCCUCUUCAACGUGAAUAUUUAACGCGCCUUGGGUAGCCACUGCGGAGAACUAUUUCCCUACAAUUCUUUAGCUCAUGCAUCAACUGACAUUUACAAAUAUAGCGGCGUUAUACGUGUAAUUGUUAUUGCCGACGUAACUGUGCGACUCCGUCGAAACAUGUCUCUGGUGGCCAUAUUCUAUGGCAGUGCGCAGAGUUUUCCAAAGCCUCGAUUGCAGCGGCUGAGAUCAACAAUCGUAAUCGGAGAAUCUCUUGCCGAUAGCUACCGCUGGUAGAUUGCUUAGAGACAGAGCCUAGCUCAGCCUUGCGCCAUGUAUACAUGUAUACACAAGCCUGCAAAGCGCGGCUGGGCAGUGAGACAACAGUGAAAAAGCAUGUUUUUCAGGCAAGUGCUCAGAGUCUGAGUUGCUUAUUGGGUCUUUAACGCGAAGAAUGUUUUCCUUGUAUCGAUAAAAAUGUACAGAGAGAGACAACCUAAACGUUUAGCAACAUUUCACGUCAGUGCGGCGCGUGUGAGGUUUAACAUUUAAAAACUACGGGGAGGUUGAAGUCUUCAAUAAACCAGGGUCACAGUUCUCCGCAUACAGUUGUAGGCCGUUGUGUGCAGCUCCUCGAUGAUGGCAGUUACCUUCCUCGUGCCAAACUUAUAGAGGUAAGGUACCCAAAAAUACAUCUUUCUCAGCGCCGUCAAGUCAUGGGCACGUGAGACCUUUCUAUCAGUCAGGGGACCACUGUUUACUGCAGACUUUCUUAUGAGAAGUGCUUGAGUUUUAUGACCAGCUACGUUACCUUGACCCCACAUUAUUACGCAACGGUUUUAAUGGCAUCACGGCUUUGUCAUGCACUCAAUCCUUUGCAAUUUGUUUCGAGUUUUAGAUGACAGUACAAUCAAGGUCUUCACACUGUUGGUACAGGAUAAGAGUGCAGAAUUUAACGCUGAGAAGCGAAAGGUUUGCAUUCGCUGUAUAUCUCUUCUUCUAUGAGCACUACGCCAAGAGUACAAUACAUGACAUACAGUUCCGUUGAUGGUCCAGCACAUUUAUUUCCUGCUAAUGCCGAGAUCGUAUUGUUCCAAGGCCGCUGACUGCACAAACAGUCGGUAAUGACCCUGCCCAUGGGAAAACCGCUUUCUGUGUUCAAAAUAUGCGGUUCUUUCCUUAAAGCACAGUAGGGGGUAUGCACGGCAAGAAUAUUCGUAUGACUCCACUCGAUGCGCCAAGCGCGAUGUCGCAAUUUCGGGUAUCUUGUGUGCUACAGGAUUAUAUGACAUGGAUCACUGCUUAGUGUCUCCAUCGGUGAUUGGAGAGUGAGCAUCUCUAAGGUAAAGCCGCGUCAAAAUGCAUCGCGUUGGGCGCAAUCAAUUCAGUAUUGACACGCACACAGAGAACUACAAGAGUUUAACGUAUUCGAUUCGGAAUUGUUCCCAAUGUUCCUAUUCUGUUUGUGUGCGCUUCCCCCGGUGUUCGCAGUGGGUGAAGCGAAACAGUCGAUUCUGUGUCAAACGGCGAUUACUAAAGCAAUUUUGGUUAAGUUUAUAAAUAUUUUCACGUAAGAGAUAAUAUUCUUUAUCGUGCUUUCUGACCGUACGCCGGAUAGCGCGGUGAGAAAGACCUUUGUUACGUUGAUGGAGCCAUAUAGUUUAUGUUUUGUUGACGUGGAUCUUAGAUUUACACGAAGCGCACAGGACAAAGUUCGUGAAUAACCAGCGUGCCACCAUAACCUGCGAAAAAAAAGACAGGUAACGCCGACGAAGAAGUAGAAAAAAGAAACAUUUCCAUAUUGCCGUCGGCAGCUAGCGAGUUCGAGGCAGUCAUUUGCUACCAAGUGUCCGCGAAAGUGGUAGUUGUGGCGAGUGUUUCUUGCACCUGUUGUCUCAUAACUUCCUUGUUACCGUUUUAUCAUCUCUUUGGUCCUUUGUUUCCAAACCCGAGAGCUGUCGCUCAGGUCGACUCGUUCCAAAGCGCGAUACACCUUGUAAAUAAAGACACGCGUCACCUGGAAUGGGUCAUGCUUUAUUUCUAUUCUCAUCCCCCCCCCCCCUUCAAGACUGUACAUACCGACAAUGUAACCAAAUUAUUGAAUAAAAACUAAAUACCCUGUU